CCCGACCCGCAGCCCCCCCGGUUUACCCUGUCCCCGCAGGACGCCCGCCCCUACCCGUUCCUGCACACCCAGGACGACACCUACGAGAACCUGAACGGGAUGCUCUUCGGGCGCCUGCCGGCCGUGGCUAAGUCCGUGGCCGAGGUCGUGGGGCAGCUGCUGAUCCGCCUGACCCACGACCACCUGGUGCCGCUGGACUUCGGCGCCUACGGAGACGUCCUGCUGCAGCGGAUUGCGGAGUUCAACCCCUACAGCAGCGAGCUCAAGAGUCGCGGCCUGACCCUGCAGUGGCUGUACUCGGCCCGGGGCGACUACACGCGGGCAGCCGAGAAGCUGCGCCAGGACAUCUACAGCUCGGAGGAGAAGAACGAACGGCUCAACCGCAUGCACAACGUCCGCAUCAUGAGG
Messenger RNA from Terrapene triunguis (Three-toed box turtle), 408 nucleotides. Its product is annotated as transferrin receptor protein 2-like. Gene Ontology annotation, cellular component: external side of plasma membrane. Gene Ontology annotation, biological process: endocytic iron import into cell. The transcript is spliced from 2 exons. The annotation marks the transcript as partial. The record is from RefSeq and is a predicted model, not a curated record. Lineage: Eukaryota; Metazoa; Chordata; Testudines; Emydidae.